AUGCCUAUGCAGUUAUCUUUCUCCCCCUCCCCUUUUUUUUCCCUUUCAGAUGUUGGCAGCAUUCAACAGUCAGAGGACAAGCUGUUGGAGUACUUGGGAGUGGUGAUCUAUGAAGCCCUGGACUGGGGAAUCGACAGCCAGGUGGAGCGAGAACUGAGUGAUCCUUUGGAGAAACUGCUGUGCCUCAUGUUGAAACUGGAUGAUGAGGCAAUGAAACCAGCAGUCACCCUGCAGGAUGUUAUCAAGGCCUGUGAGGAGCACUUGGCCACGACUUCUGAGGCUACCAGCCAUUGUGAAAUGACCUGUAGGAGUCUGUUUACUGAAUAUAUGGAACUUCAGAAGCUUGUGACCAUCAUCCAGACCUCCAAAGAGAGUCUGAGAAAAAUGGAUGUGGAAGAUUUGGUGGAAAAUCCCCUUCAGAAGAAGGAAAAACACUGGGCAUCCCUGUGGCCCGACGUCAUCCGUGAACUGCAGAAUGGUGUGAGGCUGCGCAAGGCCACUGAGCGACCACAGCAUCAUACGCCUCUAAAAGAAUGUAUCCACUCUCCCUAUGAAUUACUUUUGGAUGAUAUUCAGCACAAGAGGUACACCCUUCGGAAGGUGAUCAUCGAACAAAAACAUAGGACCCCCAAAGCUGAUGUAGCUGCUCCCAAGCCUCAUCUAAAGCCUGUGCUGGAGAGGAAGCUGAAAGAGUGUGCGCCCUGGGAAUCCAGCUGGCAUGAACAGCUCAUGGCAGAAAUAAAACGACCACGGAAGCUUCGGUUAUCAGCAGCAAGGGAAAAUGGGAGCAGGCCCAAAGAAAUGCUUGUGACAGCAAAUAUUGCCUUGAAAUCUCCAAGUGAUAGUUUCUUAACUCUCCAAGAUGCCAGUACCGAGUUUAAAAUUGUCAACACUACAACACAGCAGCUGGGACCAGGAGUUCAGGAAACCACUCCCAAGCUGCCUUCCAGCACCUGGCUUGCCUCAACCAGGUCAUCAGCAGUAUCCUGCAACAGCACAGGUCUCACUGCAAAUUGCACAUGUCCUCCCAUGAGUGCACGCACACUAGGAGGUAUUAAACCUAAUGGUUUCCUGAACGCUGGCCAACAGCAGCUGGUUCCUUACAGAGGAAGGUCCAAAUCUUUAGAGAGGCACCUUCAAAGCAAGGAACUUGACUGUCCCUUUCCUACCAAGUGGCCAUCACCAACUAUUGCUGAGCUGAUUGGAACCAGAUAUGCAAUGAUGAUGCUGGAAGGGCAAGGCUUCUUCCAAGGAGGUAGUGAUGGUGUCUUUCCAAGAGCAAAGAUCUGUUUCAGCUGCCAUAAGCAGAUGUUUCUUAAGUGGCCUUACAGCUGUUACCUCUGCAGCAGUGUUGUCUGCUGUGACUGCUGCAUCAAGAUGUCCAUGCCCUUCAGAACAUGUGUACAUCUCCCACUUCACUUCCUAAAACUUUUGAAACUCUCCAGAGAGGAGGACCCAGCUACUCAAGAGCAGAAGAGCUCAGAGUUGCUGCAUGAAAUAGAGCACUGGGAGCGUUUUGGUGUACCUGUUAUUUUGGAACCCCAUGGCCUAGCACAGCCUCUGUGCUGUUACACAGGGACCGUGGCAGACUGGCUGACUGCAGACAUCUGUACGCAAUGUGAGCAGUAUCUGUUGAACAUGGCUUCCAGUCAACAGCAGAGCAUCCCUCUCAGGAGAAUUUCCUGGCCUUGAACCAAACUGGAAUGACUCUGCCAUACAUUUCUCCUGUCACUUGUUCUGUACCUGAAGUAAAUGAAACAGCUUUAUGCACCUACUGACAUAAAGGCCUCAAUAAAAGACCUCCCUGCUGGUUAGUCUAAGCAGGAAGCACAGUUAGUAUUUAUGUAUUGUGAAGUACUAUAAAACUUUGUGGGUUUUAGAACUGUUUUAAUUCUUUUUAUGUGUCUUUGGGGAAAAUAAAUGU
Molecule: messenger RNA, 1924 nt
Organism: Gymnogyps californianus (California condor)
Lineage: Eukaryota; Metazoa; Chordata; Aves; Accipitriformes; Cathartidae
Product: protein spire homolog 1-like
Biological process (GO): actin nucleation; Golgi vesicle transport; actin filament polymerization
Cellular component (GO): cell cortex; cytoplasmic vesicle membrane
Molecular function (GO): actin binding
Source: RefSeq, a predicted model, not a curated record